GUAGUCAAUAGCAAACUUUAAGACAGAUUUAAAUUAAAUAAAAUCAUGAGAAACGAAUCGUCCAAAUUAUGCAUUUGCCAAAUAUGUAAUUGUGGUCGGCAUAAAUGCCCACACCAAAAACGUAAAACUCAGAUAACUAAGCCAUGUGAAAUUUCUGAAUAUACUACACAGUAUAUCACUCAUAAGCUUACACCAGUGGAAUCAUGUAAACCACCUCAUAAAGGUGUACAAGCUGAAGGUCAUAUGGCGUCGGAUACUACACACCGGGUUGAUUUUGUACCUCAUCCACUGAGUAUUCAAAAUAGUUGUAGAAAAGAAGCACAAUAUCAACCACCACAGGGAACAUUCGAUGGUUUAACUACAUACACAAAGGAAUAUACUGGAAAAUCUGGUCAGCUAGUUGUUCCAGUUAAACCAACUAUUAGAAAAGGUUCCACAGCUAAAUUUGAUGGUGAAGCCACCUAUACUGCUGACUAUAGACCAUGGAAAUUGGAAAGACGUGAACUUGCUACAGGUAGAGAAUCGAAUUGGCCGAAACCUAAUCUACCAUUUUCUGGAACUCCCACUUAUACAUCUGAUUAUGUUGCAUAUAAUGCAAAACCUCCAAUCAGUUGUAAACCAAUGCAUUGUUUCAUUGAAAAUCAAACACCAUUUCCAGAUAGUACUGAUUAUCGUGAUUCAUAUCGUACGUUAGAUUUAUCAGAACGAGCUCGUCCAAUUAAAAAUGUUGAGCAUACACAAAAAGUUACUGUACCAAUGGAACAUUUAUCAACACAUAUGCAUGAUUAUUAUUGGAAAACUAUGAUACCAUCAGCCUCAUGUAAACCGGAAUAUACGGGUAUUCAAAAUAACGAACCAUUUCAUAAAGACACAACUCAUCGAAUUGACUAUAAAGCUUGGGAACUAACUGAUAGAACUGCGCCAAUUUCGGCUAAUCAUGCCUCAACUUAUCCCGAACCAUUAGGAAAAAUGUGUUCUGAUACAACCUAUAACAAAGAUUAUAUACCGUUUGGAUUGCAGAAUCGUCAAGCAAUUCAUCAAGUAGAUAAAAUCGGUCGUGGCGUUGAACUACCACCAUUUCAGGGAGUUUCUGAUUAUAAAGACAGUUAUCGGUGUUGGACAAUUGAACCACCAGUCAAAGGUUUAGGUAGAGAAUCAACUUAUACUAUACCGAAUGUAAAAUUUGAAGGUAAAAGUACCACAAAUGAUCAUUAUGUACCACAUUUAAAUUAUCGACCACCGGAAUCUUUCAAACCACAUGGUCAAGUUACAGCUAAUCAAACACCAUUCGAUGAUGCAACUUUAUAUCGUAUGGAGUAUACACCGAAACAUUUGGAACCUUGCCCAGCUAGUCUACUUAAUACUGGACUAAGCAAAUAUGUUUAUGCUGAAACGAGUGAUACAGGACAUGAAAUUUAUCGUAGAGCAUCCAAUUCUUCAUCAUUAACUAAUGAUCAAUAUUCUAAACAACAUUUGAUUACAAUUCCAAAUGAACCAUUAACAGUAGCUAAUUGAAUAAACAAAACAAAAAUAUGAAAUUCUCUUUAUUCUUUCUAUUUUUCCUUAGAGAUAUAUAACACUUUUUUUAAAAAAAAAAUGCUUUCAUUAGUACUUAAUUGUAAUAGUGUUCUCUUUUCUAUUGAGAGCUAAUUAAUAGUUUGUUUGUUUUUUUUUCUCAAUGAAUGGUAGACUUUACCUUUGAAUGUUUUAUAUACUACUCAAUGUUCCACAGUCCUAUAUUGUGUUUUAAUCAACUUUGAGCAAAAUUUAUUUUACUGAAUGAUGUGGUUUUAGUGACUGAUCAUUUUAUCACUUUGUUUUUUUUUUUAUAUUCCAGAGCACUUAAUUUAUCUUAUUUAUCACUUUUAUUAUUAUUUUUUGUUAAAAAUUGCGCCUUAAAUCAAACGUCAAUUGUUUGUUUGUUUGUUUUGUCCCAAUUACUUUCACCACCCCCCCAUUUUUUUUGUUAUUCACUUUUUCUUUUUUUAGUUAUUGUCAUUUAUUUUUUUUGUUUGGUUUUGAACUACUACCUGAAAUAUGAGUUUUAAUCAGUUUUAUUGACCAAUAUUUUCAUAGAUUAUGGAAACAUUUCAAUAUUUUAUGAUAUUGGUCCAAAAAAAAAUGUACUGCACAAAAUCAAAUUUCGAAAGUAAUACACUUUUUAGAAAACUAACAUACGUGUUCACUGUUACUGGCGUAAUAAUCAUAAUAAUAAUAAUAGUCAG
Molecule: messenger RNA, 2225 nt
Organism: Schistosoma margrebowiei
Lineage: Eukaryota; Metazoa; Platyhelminthes; Trematoda; Strigeidida; Schistosomatidae
Source: the annotation of a GenBank genome assembly